Phyllotreta striolata is the source of this 2829-nucleotide messenger RNA. Lineage: Eukaryota; Metazoa; Arthropoda; Insecta; Coleoptera; Chrysomelidae. The record is from the annotation of a GenBank genome assembly.
UGCCAAUCAGGUUAUGGUAACAAUUUUUUUGAAUUACCUACAUGUGUGAUUGAUAUAAAUAAAGAACGUAUUAUUAAGGAACAACAGUCAUUCGAGCAAGUACACCGGUAGUAUUAAUAACCGUUUUCCCAGACGAUUUUUACAGUGACCUUCGAAAUAAUUGUAUAUUUUCUGUGUAUACACUGAAAACAUUUAUUAGUUCAAUCACUGGUGAUAUGAUAUUGCGCAAUAUCAACCUUAGAUAGUGGAUCUCGAUUAAAACACACGGUUUUUACCAUUACAUAGCACAUUCCGCUUCACUGCCAGCCGCCGAUAGCCGCUCGAGUAGCCGCGCUCCGAUAAAGUGGUGAAUGAAAAAUGGGGCUACUAACCGAAGGCAGUCCCCUGUCAUGGGAGGAAACGAAGAAAAACGCGCAACACGUACGAGAACACGGCAUCACGCAAUUCAUAAACCUCUACAAGAAGCUCCGGGACCGAGAGGGCGACAUUCUCAAAUGGGGCGACGAAGUUGAGUACAUAAUCGUGAAGUUCCUGGACGACAAACAGCAAUGCAAAGUAAGCCUUCGCAGCCACGAAUUGCUCACAAUUCUCAACCAAAAGGAGCUCGAAGAUCCCACGGGCGUGAACUCGCUGUGGAGGCCCGAGUACGGUUCUUACAUGAUCGAAGGCACCCCGGGGAAGCCGUACGGGGGGCUGUUGGCGCAUUUCAACAUAGUCGAGGCCAACAUGAGAAACAGGCGAAAAGAAGUCACCGAAUUGCUGAACUCCGAUGAGGCUAUCUUAAGCAUCACAAGUUUCCCAAGAUUAGGUAGCGAAGACUUCACCUAUCCUCCCACAAAGCCGACGCCCGAUCAAGGAGCUACGAGAUCUCUAUUUUUCCCGGACGAAGCGAUUUACAACGGUCACCCGAGAUUCAAGACGCUGUCGAGGAAUAUCCGGAUGAGGCGCGGUGAAAAAGUCGCCAUCAAUUUGCCCGUGUUCAGGGACAAGAAUACGAAAAUACCCGUUGACGAUUCCUACAAGCACAGCAAAGCGGCCUUAAAAGACCACGUCUACAUGGACGCCAUGGGCUUCGGCAUGGGAUGCUGUUGCCUGCAAUUAACAUUUCAAGCUUGCAACAUUACCGAAGCGCGAACCCUCUACGACCAAUUAACGCCCCUCUGUCCAAUUAUGCUUGCAUUUACAGCCGCGUCCCCGUUGUACAGGGGCUUCGUGACGGACGUGGACUGCCGUUGGAACGUGAUAUCGCAUUCGGUGGAUUGCCGGACAGAGGAAGAAAGGGGCCUGAAGCCUUUGAACGAGAACAAAUUCGUGAUAAACAAGUCGCGGUACGAUUCGAUCGAUUCGUACCUGUCGCCGCAAGGGGAGAAGUACAAUGACAUUCCGCUGUUGUAUAACGAGGAGGAUUACAAGAAGCUGGUCGAUAACGGGAUCGAUCAUUUAUUGGCCGGGCACAUAGCGCAUUUGUUCAUUAGGGAUACGGUGUCGCUGUUUUCGGAGAAGGUCCAUCAGAACGAUGAGGAGGAUUCGGACCAUUUUGAGAACAUCCAAUCUACCAAUUGGCAAACAAUGAGAUUCAAACCGCCGCCCCCGCACUCGACUAUAGGAUGGAGAGUGGAAUUUAGGCCUUGCGAAGCUCAAAUUACAGAUUUCGAAAACGCUGCCAUCGUUUGUUUCGUAGUACUUUUAACCCGAGUGAUACUUUCGUACCAAUUAAACUUCCUAAUUCCCAUUAGCAAGGUAGACGAAAACAUGCAGAAAGCUCAGAAGAGGAACGCCGCUCGCGAGGAGAAGUUUUGGUUCAGACGGGACAUAACGACCCACGUGAGCCCACCGGCGGCGGCGGAGUGUUGCAGGGCCGGCACCACCAACUGGGACAUUAAGGAAUGUGAUAUGUUCGGGCAGAUGACCGUAAACGAGAUUAUUAACGGGAAACCAGGUGAAUUUCCCGGCCUUAUUUCGCUGAUUAACAAUUACCUAAGCGGCAUGGACGUGGAUGCUGAUACGCAUUGUACGAUUCAACAGUACUUGAAAUUCAUACAAAGGAGAGCAUCGGGCGAGAUACUUACGACGGCAUCGUGGAUUAGGAAAUACGUUACCGAACAUCCGGAUUAUAGGAAUGAUUCCGUAGUAUCUGAAAAAAUCAACUACGACUUAAUGAAGACAAUUAACGCUAUUCAGAAAGGUGAUAAGUAUUGUCCACUUCUGUUAGGAGCUAGUACUAUGUCGAAAACUAAGGAUAGUGUGCCGUCGGCGUUAAAUGAAUGUUAGCGAUUGGGAGAAUUCAAAUUUAAUUUAAUUGCACUUUAUGGGAAUUUAUGUCUGAAGGAGUUAUUGUUAUUCAUGUUCAGUAUUCUUGUUUUAUUUAUUAUACGUAAACGUUAUUCUCCUUGAAAAUGAAAUUAUGAAAAUAAGCGUCUUUUUGCGGUAAAAUGAACUUAAAUUGUCUACAACUUGCUAGAUAACAUUUACACCUUACUCAAAAUUUGCAUAAGAUAUUAAAUAACAUUGUUUUGUAGACAUUUUGACAAUCAAAAAGUACUUUUAAAGUAACGUCUAAAACAAAAAAAAAUAUAAUUUAUGGCUUAAAAAUUGUGCAAAUGUAUUGUUAUUAAAAAAAAGAUUAGUCAACUUGUUUAGCAUUAAAUAUAGAGUACUUUUAUAAAAACUUGUUUUAUAUAUACAUAUUAUAUUUUAGAGUUAGAUUUUCCUGUAUUAUAAAGCAGCAGAUCAUUAAAAUGUUUUACAUAUUAUACGAUGAUGAGUAGAAAUGUUUAUGCUACGUGUUAUUCUAAUUUUUAAUAAACUUAAAAAAACAUUCAAACAGGA